Messenger RNA from Penicillium mononematosum, 438 nucleotides. RefSeq lists its product as uncharacterized. The annotation marks the transcript as partial. The record is from RefSeq and is a predicted model, not a curated record. The transcript has 2 exons. Lineage: Eukaryota; Fungi; Ascomycota; Eurotiomycetes; Eurotiales; Aspergillaceae.
CCGUGCUAUGUCGUCGGACAAUAUUCAAUCGAUGCGAUCAUCGAGAACUCAGCAGCAAAUAAAUUUGAGCACAACUCUCUCCCAUCUCUUCUGCAUCUCGACAACAUUCCUCAAUAUCGCCUUCCUGUUCCUCGUAUCAGGAGUAUAAGGCCCAUAAGCACCAUAAAGAAUCUGUUGUGCAUUGAUGCCUGGUUCCUAAGGCAUCAACCUCUCGCUCGUAGUCUAGAUAGUUUGUAUGGGAGCUCGCUCCACUCUCUUCCCAAUACAACUCUCUCCUCUCUGCAUCUUGAAUCCUACAUACUUCUGAUUAACAACCUUGUCCUUUCACGCUUGUUCGCCCUGAAUAUCAAUCUGGCCCAACUCCCCCUACAAAUCCUGAAUCGUCGGCGUAAGCUUCUGCAAAAACGCCCAGAUCCCAUCCCACCACCAGCACGAUAA